Molecule: messenger RNA, 1518 nt
Organism: Carassius carassius (crucian carp)
Lineage: Eukaryota; Metazoa; Chordata; Actinopteri; Cypriniformes; Cyprinidae
Product: carcinoembryonic antigen-related cell adhesion molecule 1-like
Exons: 8
Coding region: 211-1518 (435 amino acids)
Source: RefSeq, a predicted model, not a curated record
CUCAGUAAGACCUGUACAGAUGUUCAGUGUAAUUAUGGAACUGAGAGAUUCAGAGACAGACUGAAGCUGGAUCAUCAGACUGGAUCUCUGAGCAUCACAAACAUCACAAACACAGACUCUGGACUUUAUAAACUACAGAUCAACAGCAGCAGCGGCAGUCUUCUUCAGCUCUUCAAUGUUUCCGUCUAUUAUGCUCCUCAACGACAGAAAAUGAAGACAGUGAAGGAGGGAGAAUCUGUCACAUUAGAUCCUGAUGUUCAGUGUUUAUAUGCGGAUGUCAGAUUCAAAGGCAGACUGAAACUGAAUCAUAUGACUGGAUCUCUGACCAUCACAAACACCAGAACCACAGACUCUGGACUCUAUUAUCUGCUGAUAACCACCAUCCGAUUUAACAUCAUAAAGAGCUUUAUUGUUGAUGUCACUGGUUAUGUUGAUGCUGCGAGUGUGUCAGUGAUGGAGGGAGAUUCAGUCACUCUAUACACUGAUGUUAAAACAAACCAACAAGAAGAAAUAAGAUGGUAUUUUAAUGACAUUCGCAUUGCUCAAAUCACAGAAGAUCUCAGUUUUAUCUGUACAGAUGUUCAGUGUAAAUAUAGUGAUGAGAGAUUCAGAGACAGACUGAAGCUGGAUCAUCAGACUGGAUCUCUGACCAUCAGGAACAUCACAAACACAGACUCUGGACUUUAUCAUAAACAAGUCAUCAGCGUCAGCAACAUCAAUGACGGCAUCUUCAGUGUUACCGUCUAUGAAGUUCUUGCUGCUGAACGAGAUGAAAUUAAGAGAAAGUCAGUGAAGGAGGGAGAAUCUGUCACUUUAGAUCCUGGUGAAACUAAAAGCCCAAAUGAUGUGAUAACGUGGUAUUUUAAUGACAUUCUCAUUGCUGAAAUCACUGGAGAUCAGAGUAAGAUCUGUAGAGAUGAUCAGUGUGAUGAGAGAUUCAGAGACAGACUGAAGCUGGAUCAUCAGACUGGAUCUCUGACCAUCACAAACACCAGAACCACAGACUCUGGACUUUAUCAUCUACAGAUAGGCAGCAGCAGAAUCAGCAUCAUAAAGAGCUUCUGUGUCACUGUCCCUAAUUCAGGUCUGUCUUCAGCCGCUGUAGCAGGAUUAGUAGUCCUAUGUGUUGGUGUAGCUGCAGUUGUUGCUGCUGGUGUGAUUUAUUAUCGCAAACGUCAAGCAGGACAACAAAACUAUGUUACAGACAUGGUGAUGCAGUACCUGGAUCAGCUCCGGUUUCACGGAAGUGGAGACCACGCCGUUGAAACGUGGAGGCUGACGAAUAAAUUAGAUCCUGUGUCCUUUCCGUACUGUGCUCAAUACCCCCGCAGAAAUGCCCGCCAGAAGUUCCACGCUGCCAGACUCUCUGAGAGCGAAUGGUCUCCUGAGGGCACUGAGGAUAGACGGGCACCGUGUAAUAUGGUGUCAAUGGCCCCUCCCCUUGAGACAAAUCCAUGUCUCGACGAAGCUCAGCGACUGCUUCCUCGUGUGCCCAGAGCCACUAGCUCAGUGCCCUGA